AAAACAUAAAUAAACAUUAACAACAGCACAAAUAUUCGAUACAUAUUGCAAAAAUAAAACAAUACUGAGCGAAAAUGCGUGACGAAAUAUUAGAUCCGAGCAAUUUAGUGAAAAACCGGGAAAUAUUGUACCGGCUUAUGAUAAGUCAGUUAAUGUACGAUGGCCUAGAAAAGUUUGCCAUGGAGCUCUCAAUGCUGGUCAAGGCGGAUCAGUGUGCGCCUAGCGAACGCCUGUUGCAUGUGAUGAUAUCAGGCAUGCAGAUAUCCGCGGAGAAGGACAAGAGCAAUACGGACGAUGUGCUGCCCGGCAUUGAUCUGGAGUUUGAGCCGGAGGCAUCUGCACUGGCGCCAGAGCCGCAUUCUUAUGAAACAGCUUAUGUGACGUCACACAAGCAGGCUUGCCGCGCUGGUGCAUUUAGCUUUGAUGGUUCGUUGGUAGCAACUGGCAGUGUUGAUGCGAGCAUCAAAAUUCUAGAUGUAGAGCGUAUGUUGGCCAAGUCGGCGCCAGAAGACAUUGAGCCUGGCCGUGAGCAGCAAGGUCAUCCUGUUAUACGUACGUUGUACGAUCAUACGGAUGAAGUUUCAUACCUUGAGUUCCAUCCCAAGGAGCACAUCUUAGCGUCGGCUUCGAGAGACGGCACUGUAAAGCUGUUCGAUAUUGCCAAACCCUCGGUUAAAAAGGCCCACAAAGUGCUAACCGAUUGCGAGCCAGUGCUGUGUGUAUCCUUUCAUCCAACUGGCGACUACAUAGCCAUUGGCACAGAACACAAUGUGCUGCGUGUGUACGAUAUUAAUACCACGCAAUGUUUCGUUAGUGCAAUUCCCUCGCAGCAGCAUAAGGCGGGCGUAACUUGUGUUAAGUACUCUCCAACAGCCAAGCUAUAUGCCACAGGUAGCUUUGAUGGCGACAUUAAGAUCUGGGAUGGCAUAAGUGGACGAUGUGUCAACACCAUAGCAGAGGCACACAGUGGUGCAGCCAUUUGCUCAUUGCAGUUCACGCGUAAUGGCAAGUAUUUGCUAUCAUCCGGCAUGGAUUCAAUUGUUUAUCUGUGGGAAUUGUGUACCAGCCGACCUAUACAGACAUACACAGGUGCUGGUACCACAGGCAAACAGGAGCAUCAAGCGGAAGCGGUUUUCAACCACACCGAGGACUAUGUGCUGUUUCCAGAUGAGGCUACCACUUCCCUUUGCUCUUGGAACUCACGCAAUGGUUGUCGUUUGACCUUAAACUCUUUGGGACACAAUGGACCAGUACGCUACAUAACACACUCGCCCAAUGCACCCGCUUUUCUAACCUGCUCCGAUGACUUUCGCGCACGCUUCUGGUAUCGUCGUGCCAAUAAUCAAUAAGCUCACUUUUAGUUUGUAUGAAUAAAAUUAUAAAACUAUAUAAUUCAGGGAAA
Messenger RNA from Drosophila busckii, 1402 nucleotides. RefSeq names its product cleavage stimulation factor subunit 1 (gene CstF50). The coding region runs from base 75 to 1349 and encodes 424 amino acids. The record is from RefSeq and is a predicted model, not a curated record. NCBI's taxonomy places the organism in Eukaryota, Metazoa, Arthropoda, Insecta, Diptera, Drosophilidae. Gene Ontology annotation, biological process: mRNA 3'-end processing. Gene Ontology annotation, cellular component: mRNA cleavage stimulating factor complex. The transcript is spliced from 3 exons. Gene Ontology annotation, molecular function: protein binding; RNA binding.